Molecule: messenger RNA, 941 nt
Organism: Anolis sagrei ordinatus
Lineage: Eukaryota; Metazoa; Chordata; Lepidosauria; Squamata; Anolidae
Product: transcription factor HES-7.1-A-like
Biological process (GO): regulation of transcription by RNA polymerase II; regulation of neurogenesis; anterior/posterior pattern specification
Cellular component (GO): nucleus
Molecular function (GO): RNA polymerase II cis-regulatory region sequence-specific DNA binding; DNA-binding transcription factor activity, RNA polymerase II-specific; protein dimerization activity
Source: RefSeq, a predicted model, not a curated record
UGAAGAGAGAGGAAGAGACACACUUUGUGGCCUGCCAAGCAACCAAGGAGUGCAAGCACCUUCCAGUCUCGGCCUGCUCCCUCCACCGCUCUCUCGACUUUGGGGUCCCGACCAGUUAUGAAGAUGACAAGCCAGAGAUGGGAAAACAAAGAGGAGAAGAAGCUCUUGAAGCCCUUGAUGGAGAAGCGGCGGAGGGACCGCAUGAACCAAAGCCUGGACCGGCUCCGGGUCUUGCUCUUCGAAGCCACGCAGGACGAGAGACUUAAAAACCCCAAGGUGGAAAAGGCAGAGAUUUUGCAAAAAACAGUUCAGUUUCUGAAGACUCAGCCUUUAUCAGAGACGAAGCACAAAGAGGAGGCUUUCUUGCAACGAUACCGCAGCGGCUACCGGGAGUGCCUGACGCAAGCCACCCACUUCCUCCGAGGGAAUUCGGGCCUCUGCCAAGGCAAGAAGGCCUACUUGAUGGAGCACAUCUGCCACUGCAUGGAGAAGAUCACCUCCAGCCCUCGAGGCGAGACCCACCAGCUGCCUUCCACAGCAUCCAGCCCCGGUUACGGUGACCUGCAGCAACGCUACAGCCCCGAUGUGUUUGCGAGCUGCAGUCCUGCUCUUGGAGGCGCUCCCUAUGUGUUGCACCCACCUCCGGCCAGUUGCCCCAUCCGUCAAGGACUGCAGCCCUCUUGUAUGAAUGGCUCGGGUCAGCCAGAUGGAUGCAGCCGGUCAUCUUCGCAGCAGAGCAAACUCUUGGAAACACGGAAUCCGGCAACGGUGCAGAGUCCGCAAGCGCUCAACGUCUGGAGACCCUGGCCUUGAAGAGCCCUCUUGUUUUUUUCCUAUCCUCAUCUUGUAAAUGUAUAUUAAAUUCUAUAUAUAUUGUACAUAAUGGCUUUUAGGGUGGCGGUGGAUUGGUGCUUUUCUUCUUCUUGUGCUUUUCUUGGGGG